Molecule: messenger RNA, 1613 nt
Organism: Cryptomeria japonica (Japanese cedar)
Lineage: Eukaryota; Viridiplantae; Streptophyta; Pinopsida; Cupressales; Cupressaceae
Product: ankyrin repeat-containing protein ITN1-like
Exons: 3
Coding region: 1-1422 (473 amino acids)
Cellular component (GO): plasma membrane
Molecular function (GO): protein phosphatase regulator activity; protein phosphatase 1 binding
Source: RefSeq, a predicted model, not a curated record
AUGGAACCUGGCAUAGGCUCAGGGGUAGCACCUGCAUCAUAUCACAACGAUUCGUAUACUGUUAAAGACAAGGACAAACUCUGCGCUGCAUUUCAUUUCUACUUUUUUGGUUGUGCAGAUGUAAUUGAGAAGCUUUUACACCACAAACCUGAACUUGCCACAGAAGUAGAUAAUUUCGACAGAAGUCCGUUGCACAUGGCUGCGUUGCUUCCAUAUCUCGAUAAUUUCCUUUACCCAAAGCUUUACAGGAAAAUUUUCCUAACUGGAAAGAUGCUUAUAAGAAAUGAUGGUGGGCUUUCUUGUUACAAAGUGGACCAGAACAAGCAGUCUGCACUUCACGUUGCAGUCAAAGAAGGGAACGCAGCUUUAGUGGAUGUGAUACUAUAUUACUGCAGGGACUGCCUAGAAAUGGUCGACAACGAUGGUAGAAUUGCUUUGCAUCUGGCCGUGAACAAUGCUGCUGAAAUAUUUCUCAGAAGUGGACGAUAUCGCCUGAAAUUUAUAAUAUGCUCGGUAACGUCAGAAAGAAUGAUAAAUUGCAUUGAUAAGAAAGGGCAAACGGCAUUAGAUAUUGCACUAGAGAAGCAGAAUGAUGACCCACAACUUUACAGGGCUAUUAUGGGAUAUUUAUGUCAACAUGGUGCUGUCAAGAAAAUAUUUGAUGAGGGCUCAACUUCAAGAACCACCCCAUCAACUAAAACCCUGAGGUGGAACUCGAAUCUCAUAUCUGUAAGUGCAGUCCUAAUUGCAACGGUUGCUUUCGCAGCUGCUUUCACUCUACCGGGAGGUACAGGCAACCAAGCACAGGGCCCACCAGCGCCUAUAUUGAUUAACACCAAUCUCUUCAAGCUUUUUGUGAUAUCUGACACGCUGGCUUUCUGUUUUUCCAUUGCUUCUGCUAUCCUCCUUAAUUUUGCAGGUUUUCGUAGCCAUGUAGAAGAUCCGAUCAUAACUCAGUUCAGUUUGGAAGCGUUAUGUAUAGCACUGGUAUCAUUAUCAAUAACAUUUGGCGCAGCAAUACAUCUGGUUGUGGCAUCAAAGUGUUUGUGGUUGGCUGUGCUUGUGUGGGUUAUGGUGUGCUUUCUUCCUUUAGGGAUAAGAGCAAUGGCACUACUUGGAAAAUUAUUCUUGUUCACUCCACGAGGCCACUAUGUAUUUUUCUUACUCAAUGGUUACCGUCUUGCCUGGAGUAUUUUAUUUCCCCUUAUUUGGGUAGUUUCGGUGGUAUUCUACUAUCCUAUUGUUCGCCUUUCAUUGAGUUGGGUUUUGAAGAAGCUCUAUGGGAUCAAAUCUUUGGAAGAAGUACGGUACAAUGGAGUCAGAUCUUUGGCAAAAGCUCCAAGGAAUAAUAGACGUAUAAGCUCUUUGGAAUUACGUUUUUGGCGUAUACUCUUUAGAUAUGUAUUAAGUCUAAAUGCGUAGAUAAAAUGUAUUUCUUGUAUUGUAUAAUGGAGGAUUAAAAAGUAGGUAUCUUCAAAAACAAAUUAUCUAGUAGAAGAUUCGUAAAUUAAGAUUUAGUUUAACCGUUUUUCAAUAGUUAUUUUGGGAUGAAGAUGGUAUUAUUAUAUGUGUUAUUUGGUUUAGUAAGCCUUUUACAAUAUGUAACAAGUGCC